CCGUGCGUUCGUUAGAGGAGCAUGUCCCGUACUGGGCUGAGCUUUUUUUAAUUUGUCGUUUACGUUUUUAUAUUUGUGAUUUCGUGAAGUUUUAAAAUACAACAAUAUUGUAUCAUGGAGGUGGGCGUGUGGCUGAUCGGUGUAGUGCUGCGUGCGCUGAACGCGUUGAUGGCGGCGGCGAGCUGGGUGCGCGCGCGUGUAUGGCCCGCACCCCGCGCACGUCGCCUGCCGCCCCCCCGCAACCGCCUGCUCCUGCGCAGCGCCGCCGACCUCGCACAGGCUAUCAGGAAAGGAAAGCUGACGAGUGGGGAAGUAGUCGGCGCAUUCAUUGAGCGGGUGAAAGAAGUGAACCCUUACUUGAACGCGGUCGUGGAUGAGAGGUUCGAGGAGGCUCUGCAGGAGGCGAACACGCUGGACCAGAGGCUGCACGAGGCGCGCUGGGGGGGCGCCGACAGAGAACUGCUCAAAGACAAGCCGCUGUAUGGUCUGCCCUUCACCGUCAAGGAGAGCUGCUCGCUCGCCGGUGAGUACAGACACUACUCUAGCGCGAGCGAGAGUAUGGUAGCAAUGUGCGAUGUGGGUCGGUCCGGCAGCCGCGCGGCGAGCGACGGGGCGGCGGUGCGGCGCGUGCGCGGCGCGGGCGCGGUGCCGCUGCUGGUGUCGGCCACGCCCGAGCUGUGUCUGGGCUGGGAGACCACCAGUCUGCUGCACGGCCGCACCAACAACCCCUACGACCUCCACUGCACGCCUGGAGGAUCCUCCGGCGGCGAGAGUGCAUUGCUGGCGAGCGCCGCGUCCCCGCUGAGCGUGUCCUCGGACAUCGCGGGCUCCAUUCGCAUCCCCGCCGCCUUCUGCGGACUGUUCGGACACAAGCCCACGCCCGGCAUCAUUCCCAUCGAGGGCCACAUCCCCACGCUGACGGACGAGAUGUACCCCAAGUUCCUGACGGUGGGGCCCAUCUGCCGCCACGCGGAGGACCUGCCGCUCAUGCUGAGUGUGAUGGCCGGCGACCGCAAGCAUCUGCUCAACCUCCAACAGCCCGUCGAUCUCGCCAAUAUUAAGGUGCAUUACAUGACGGAGGCGUCCACGUCGGUGGCUCUGCUGCCCGUGGAGCCUCACAUCCGCGACCUCAUCUUGCGAGCAGCCAAACAUCUGCAGGACAACUGCGGAGCCACCAUCAGCGAGAAAAAAUUCAAAGCCCUAGAGGAUUCAGUGGAGAUGUCAAUAUCAGUAUUCUUCUCCAUGAAAGACAUCCCCAACUUGUUGCACGAUCCUGCCAACCCUAAACGCGACAAGAGUCUGUUGGUGGAGCUGGUAAAGUCAGUAUUCGGUAUGGCCUCGCGCUCGCUGCAGGCCCUGGGCUUCGCCCUCAUCAGUCGCACACGACUGUUCAUCCCCCGCGCGCGCACACAACACUACCAGCACCUGGCGCACCGCCUGCAACUAGACAUCGCGGUAACACAUCCCUCGCUGCUCACUUCAUUCACAGGCCCCGCCCCGCCCCGCCCCGCCCCGCCCUGGCCUUCGCCCUCAUCAGUCGCACACAACACUACCAGCACCUGGCGCACCGCCUGCAACUAGACAUCGCGGUAACACAUCCCUCGCUGCUCACUUCAUUCACAGGCCCCGCCCCGCCCCCCCCC
Messenger RNA from Papilio machaon (common yellow swallowtail), 1643 nucleotides. Its product is annotated as fatty-acid amide hydrolase 2-A. The record is from RefSeq and is a predicted model, not a curated record. Lineage: Eukaryota; Metazoa; Arthropoda; Insecta; Lepidoptera; Papilionidae. Bases 115 to 1581 code for a protein of 488 amino acids. The transcript is spliced from 9 exons.